This is a messenger RNA of Zychaea mexicana, 1084 nucleotides long. RefSeq lists its product as uncharacterized. Gene Ontology annotation, cellular component: intracellular membrane-bounded organelle. The record is from RefSeq and is a predicted model, not a curated record. Lineage: Eukaryota; Fungi; Mucoromycota; Mucoromycetes; Mucorales; Lichtheimiaceae. Bases 58 to 1029 code for a protein of 323 amino acids. The transcript is spliced from 10 exons. Gene Ontology annotation, biological process: magnesium ion homeostasis.
GCUAUUGUUGUUCUGGUACUCUUGGGUGGCGUCUUUGCAGGUCUUACUUUGGGUCUUAUGGGACUCGACCAAACAAAUCUUCAUGUCAUGGUCGAGUCGGGUACCGAGAAAGAGCGUACAAAUGCGCGUAAGGUGUUACGACUCUUGGAUCGAGGCAAACAUUGGGUACUUGUUACUUUAUUAUUGUCGAAUGUCAUUGUCAAUGAAACGCUUCCAAUUAUCCUGGAUUCCGUGCUCGGUGGUGGAUGGCAGGCCAUUCUAAUCUCGACAGCUCUUAUUGUUAUUUUUGGAGAAGUCAUUCCCCAAUCGGUUUGUGUACGCCACGGAUUGGCCAUCGGCGCCAAGUGCUCAGUGCUGGUCUUGCUGUUAAUGUACUUUAUGUAUCCGGUCGCCUACCCUACAGCACUAGCCUUAGAUUAUUUCCUCGGUGAAUCACAUGGCACAGUGUAUAAAAAAGCAGGUCUCAAAUCAUUGGUAUCUCUUCAUCGAAACGACGGUGAAGACGCAGAAGGACUCACAGAAGACGAAGUGUUGAUUAUUGGAUCCGUUCUCGACCUGGGAGCAAAGCCUGUGUCACAGGUUAUGACACCUAUUGAGGAUGUGUUUACCAUGCCCGUCGAUGCGAUCAUGGAUAAAGAAACUGUAGAUAAGAUCCUCUCAGCUGGCUAUUCCCGUAUUCCAAUCCGCGCGGUGGAUGAUAAAUCAAAUUUCAUUGGGAUGUUGCUGGUUAAAAAGCUUAUUACAUAUGAUACCGCAGAUGAGUUACCAGUGGGUCAUUUUCAGCUUAGCCCAUUGCCAGAGACAGCACCCGACACAAGUUGUCUGGAUAUCCUGAAUUUCUUUCAAGAAGGACGAAGUCACAUGGCGUUGGUAUCGACAAAUCCAGGCGAAAAAGGUGGUGCUAUGGGCGUGAUCACUCUGGAAGAUGUCAUUGAAGAAUUAAUUGGAGAGGAGAUUAUUGAUGAAACCGAUGUCUACGUUGAUGGUAAGGAGCAAUCAUGCAAACAUUUCCAAUGGCUUGUUAGAUAACACAAAGAAAACGCGUUUUUGUAUAUCAAUUAGUCCACAACAAAAUAAAGGUGAC